Molecule: messenger RNA, 2477 nt
Organism: Cygnus atratus (black swan)
Lineage: Eukaryota; Metazoa; Chordata; Aves; Anseriformes; Anatidae
Gene: FST
Product: follistatin
Exons: 7
Coding region: 413-1444 (343 amino acids)
Biological process (GO): regulation of BMP signaling pathway; negative regulation of activin receptor signaling pathway; cell differentiation
Molecular function (GO): activin binding; protein binding
Source: RefSeq, a predicted model, not a curated record
GGCGGCCGCGGCGCACCGGCCCCUGACCCGGCACUGUCCGGGCAUUCCUGUCUGCAUACUUCGCAGUCUGUUGUGCUUUGGUGGCUCAGAAAAGCGAAAGAAUCGAAAUUAAAAAGGCAGCUUUUGAAUAAACAAUGCCAUUUUCCGUUAAGUAAUCGUUUUGUAUAAAAGGAAAUAUCGCCUACUCAGUUUCAUUCAACGGUGCCAAAAAAUGUUAUAAAUGAGAGACCGCCAACUUUUCUAAGGGGAGAAUAAUGCCAGACUGUGCUUAAUAAACUAGUGCCCUAGAAGUUCAUUAUCGAUGUUGCAAUCUUUUCUGAUUCUGAAAGGAGACCGCCUACGUCGCCCCCAUUCCCGUCUCGUCCUCCCGGGCUCCCAGUGAAAAAGGCUGUCACUUGGGCAGAGCCCUAGGAUGUUAAAUCAGAGAAUCCACCCGGGCAUGCUCUUACUCCUGAUGUUUCUCUGCCACUUCAUGGAAGACCACACAGCGCAGGCUGGGAACUGCUGGCUCCGGCAGGCGAGGAACGGCCGCUGCCAGGUCCUCUACAAGACCGACCUCAGCAAGGAGGAGUGCUGCAAGAGCGGCCGCCUGACAACCUCGUGGACGGAGGAGGAUGUCAACGACAACACGCUCUUCAAGUGGAUGAUUUUUAAUGGGGGAGCCCCCAACUGCAUCCCCUGCAAAGAAACGUGCGAGAAUGUGGACUGUGGACCCGGGAAGAAAUGUAAAAUGAACAAGAAGAACAAACCUCGGUGUGUUUGUGCUCCGGAUUGCUCUAAUAUCACUUGGAAGGGCCCCGUGUGUGGCUUAGAUGGGAAAACCUACAGGAACGAGUGUGCCCUUCUCAAAGCCAGAUGUAAAGAACAGCCCGAACUUGAAGUCCAGUAUCAGGGCAAAUGCAAAAAGACGUGUAGGGAUGUCUUAUGUCCAGGCAGCUCCACGUGCGUGGUGGAUCAAACUAACAAUGCCUACUGUGUGACGUGUAAUCGAAUUUGCCCUGAGCCUACCUCCCCUGAGCAGUAUCUCUGCGGGAAUGAUGGCAUAACUUACGCCAGUGCCUGCCACCUGAGGAAAGCCACGUGCCUGCUGGGCAGAUCCAUUGGAUUAGCCUACGAAGGAAAAUGCAUCAAAGCAAAGUCCUGUGAAGACAUUCAGUGCAGUGCUGGGAAGAAAUGCUUGUGGGAUUUUAAGGUUGGCAGAGGUCGGUGCGCCCUCUGUGAUGAGCUCUGCCCUGAAAGCAAGUCAGACGAGGCAGUCUGUGCCAGCGAUAACACAACUUACCCAAGCGAGUGUGCCAUGAAAGAGGCAGCCUGCUCCAUGGGUGUGCUUCUAGAAGUAAAGCACUCUGGAUCUUGCAACUCCAUUAAUGAAGACCCAGAGGAAGAAGAGGAAGAUGAAGACCAGGACUACAGCUUUCCUAUAUCUUCCAUUCUAGAAUGGUAAAACCUCCAUCAUUAUUGGAACAGCCAUUGGGCACGAAAUCAAUGUCCAUACUGUAAAUAAGUGUAUGCUUAUUUAUUUUGGGGAGAAAAAAAGUAUACAUAUAGUUGAGUCUCGUAGACAUUUAUUUAUACUGUGUCAUGUUUUAUAAUUUAUACAUAAAAUGUCUGGUUGACUGUACACCUUGUUUUUUGAAGAAAUUUAUUCGUUACGGGAAGAGCAGUGUUAUUUAUUGUGAGGUCUCUUGCUUGUAAAGUAAAGCUUUUCUUUUUUCUUGUAAAGUAUAAAAGUCCAUUCCUUAGAGCUUACCCACAUGAUCUCAUCUCUUUGUUUCACUGAAGUUAACUCUUUUCCACUUUAACAAACUUGCAUGUCGGUUUCUGUUAUGUUUAUUUAUUGGAUUUUCUUCUUGCUGGUCCUGUACAUAAAAGAUCCCUCGGGUUUUUGUUUACAAGGAAUCUUGACUGACCAAAAGGCAUUGUAACUGACUUAAAUAUACUUCCAGGGUGCAGUGAGGCGGUCUUUAAGGAAACUUCUUCCACUUCACUUUUCUCUGCUUCUGAUCAGAUCAUGUUCUGACAUGAUCUCAAUGCGCUGAGCAUAUAUACUGUACUAUACGAAUUCCGGACCCAAAGAAAUCGGAUUAUGAAGGUUGUUAAUAGCUACAGGGCUAACUGUAAUAAGAAUAAAAAUUCUAUUUUAUUUUUAUUGUUUUAUUUUUUUGUAACAUGCAUAAAUGUUUUAUCAGGUGUUUCCUUUAAGAUGGUCUUGCAGUACCACUUUCAAAGUUUUGUUUCCCGAUCAGUGUGUCACUAAAAGUUUUAUCAAAGCUUUAUCAGUUCAAGUUUCUUGCUUUUCAUAAUACUUUUUUUCUGAUGCAAUUUUAUAUUUUCAAACAUGGCGAGUUAAAUAUAAAUUCAUUUAAAUAUAUAGUUUUGUACUUUUCUACCAUGUAAAUGUGCAAUGUAUAUAAAAGUUAUAAUGUGUAUUUGUAAAUAAAUGAUGAGUGAAAAAAUAAAAAAUGGAAUUUUCCCUA